AUGUUCCCUGGAAUGUCGUCACGCUUAGAGAAGGAUCUGAGAGCUUUGUACUUGCAGAACGUCCUUGGCGGCGAUACCUCGCGUGCCUCCAAGUUUAAAGUGCACGUGGAGGAUCCUCCCGACCGCCGGCAUAUGGUCUUCUUGGGUGCGUCGAUCAUGGCGGAUCUCCAUGAGCAGCAGGCAAAUCCCAGGUACUGGAUCACGCGCGAGGAGUACCAGGAGACUGGUGCUAGUGCCGUCCAGAGAUUGAUUCCCACGAAGUUAGCUUGA
Symbiodinium sp. CCMP2456 is the source of this 270-nucleotide messenger RNA. Lineage: Eukaryota; Dinophyceae; Suessiales; Symbiodiniaceae. The record is from the annotation of a GenBank genome assembly.